Molecule: messenger RNA, 1357 nt
Organism: Arabidopsis arenosa
Lineage: Eukaryota; Viridiplantae; Streptophyta; Magnoliopsida; Brassicales; Brassicaceae
Source: the annotation of a GenBank genome assembly
UCAUCUAAUAAAACUUCUUAUUAUCAAAAAAAAAAAAAACCCUUCUUAAUCUUAGACAUUAACCCAACAACAUAAAAAACUUAAAACAUAUCAUGGGAUCAUUGGGAAAAUCUCAAAAGUCUCCCUUUACGCAAAUUUCCAACGACGAAGAGGCUAGCCUCUAUGCCAUGCAGCUUGGCAGCGCGUCGGUACUUCCCAUGGUUUUGAAAUCAGCCAUAGAGCUAGACUUGCUCGAGAUCAUGGCCAAGAAUGAUGGAUUCUCCGGCGUUCAAAUGUCUCCUUCGGAAUUAGCUUCCCAUCUCCCAACCAAGAACCCUGAUGCACACGUCAUGCUUGACCGGAUCCUCCGGUUGCUUGCGUCACAUUCAAUACUGACUUGCUCUGUACGUAAACUACCUGACGGUGGUUCAGAACGGCUCUACGGACUUGGCCCAGUAUGCAAAUACUUGACUAAGAACGAGGACGGUGUCUCUCUUGCCACUCACUGUCUUUUGAACCAAGACAGAGUCCUCAUGGAGAGCUGGUACCAUUUGAAGGAUGCAGUGCUUGAAGGCGGGAUCCCAUUCGAAAAGGGAUACGGUAUGCCCACCUUCGUGUACCAUGGGACAGACCAGCGAUUUGCAAAUGUUUUUAACAAUGGAAUGUCGAACCACUCGACCAUCGUCAUGAAGAAGCUUCUAGAGGUUUACAAGGGAUUCAAAGGGUUGUCCUCUGUAGUCGAUGUUGGUGGUGGAAUUGGAGCCUCUCUUCACAUGAUUGUUUCCAAGUACCCAAACAUCAAAGGGACCAACUUUGAUCUCCCCCAUGUCAUUGAGAAUGCUCCAUCUUUUUCUGGUAUUGAACAUGUUAAAGGAGAUAUGUUUGUUAGUGUUCCCAAAGGAGAUGCCAUCUUCCUUAAGUGGGUCUGCCAUGACUGGAGCGACGAACAUUGCUUAAAAUUAUUGAAUAACUGUUACAAAGCGCUUCCGGACAACGGGAAAGUGAUAGUGGUAGAGUGCUUAGUUCCGGUUGCACCAGACUCGAGCCUCUUGACUAAACAAGUAGUCCAUUUGGACUGUAUCAUGAUGGCUCACACCGCCGGUGGCAGAGAGCGAACGGAAGAGGAGUUUGAGUUGUUGGCAAGACGAGUGGGUUUCAAAGGGUUCCAAGUCAUUUGCAACGUUUUUGGAACUUACAUCAUGGAAUUCUACAAGAUGAUUUGAUCUCUUCAACUUUCUUGUGUCUAUAUUGUCGCUGUUGGAUGUUGCUUUUUUGUUGUGUGACAAAGAUAUCUAUCUAUGUUAUUCGUUGUUGACUUUAUUUGGUGUGAAAGUUGAAGUUUCGUCCUACUAUAUAGUAAUAAAACAUGUUGGGAUCG